AUGAACCAUGACAAUUUCAUGAGCAAAGGCAAUAGGUUUAGUACUUCAGUUCAGGAUCCAGCCAUCAAUUUACCUGCCUCUCCGCUCGAAGUCGGAGUCACUCUGUGUGCCGUGUGCCACUUCACCGUUCGCCGACUGCCUCUCGCCGUGCCGCCGCCUCACCGCUCGCCGCUCGAUGUGCUCCACCUCGCCAUCCGCCGCGUAGGCAACAAUCAAUUGUCCGGAUCAAUCCCACCAUCAAUCUUCAACAUAUCAACGUUGAAGAUUUUAGAUCUUUCAGAUAAUCGUUUCUAUGGAAUUCUUCCCCUCACUCCCGAGCUCUCUCUUCCAAAUCUCAACGUAUUGCAUUUGUCGAGCAAUGAACUCAAUGGGGAGAUUCCGAUUUCGAUCACCAAUGCUUCUAAUUUAGAUAUAUUGGAAUUGUCAAAUAACUCAUUCAGUGGCACCAUACCCAACUUGGGCAGCUUAAGGCUCUUACGAACACUUCGCCUUUGGGAUAAUUCUCUGAGUGGAUUAGGAUUUAUCUCUUCAUUAGCUAUUUGCCAGUUUUUGGAGCAUUUAGAGAUUUUGUCCAACCCACUUGACGGCAUCCUCCCUGAUUCCACUGGGAAUUUAUCAAAAUCUCUUACAAUUUUCAAGGCACGUGGCUGCAACAUUAACGGAGUUAUUCCUUCUACCAUCGGAAACCUGAUUGGUCUGCAACUUUUAGACUUAUCAGAAAAUCAGAUCACAGGAGUUAUACCUCCAACAUUAGGGAAAUUAAAUCGGCUUCAAGUAUUAUAUCUUUAUGCCAAUCAACUGCAUGGGUUUAUCCCUCAAGAUAUUUGUGGGAUGAGUAAUAUAGGUUACUUGUACCUGCUCAAAAAUAACCUCACAGGUCCCAUACCUGAAUGCUUCGGUGAGCUUAAAUCCCUAAGAAAUAUCGACUUAAGUUCCAACAAGUUGAAUUCCAGCAUACCUCUCAACUUCUGGAACUUGAAGGACCUUUUGUUUCUCAACUUGUCCUCAAACCGUUUGAGUGGUCAACUUCCAUAUGAAAUUUCAGCUUUGAGACAACUAAAUCAACUAGAUUUGUCCUAUAAUCAACUUUCCGAAGACAUUCCAAGAUCAAUCGAUGGUUGCGAAUCAUUAACGUCUCUAAAUUUGUCGGAUAACAAAUUUGAAAGAUCCAUUCCUCCAUCACUGGGGAAUAUCAGAGCCUUGAGGGAAUUGGAUUUAUCCAACAAUGAUCUUUCGGGGCUGAUCCCGGAGUCCUUAGAAGGCCUCAAAUUCCUUCAAUACUUUAAUGUGUCUUACAACAAAUUGGAAGGAAUGAUUCCCACAGCCAUAAUACUAUUUGUGUUUGUGAGGACACGAAAACCAAAAAGAGGGCUUGCUUCUACUGAUACUGAUAAUGUUUCGCUUGGUGUUACUUGGAGAAGAAUUUCAUACAUAGAACUUGUUAGGGGAACUAACGCCUUCAGUGAAACAAACUUACUUGGAAACGGAAGCUUUGGUUCGGUUUUCAAAGGGGUGCUUUCUGAUGGCCUAAAUGUUGCAGUGAAAGUCUUCAACUCUCAAUUAGAAAGAGCUAUCCGCAGUUUUGAUACGGAAUGUGAAAUACUUAGCAGCAUUCGACACAGAAACUUGGUCCAAAUAAUUGGUUGUUGUAGCAACACAGAAUUCAAAGCUUUGAUUCUCGGGUUCAUGCCAAAUGGCAGCCUCGAGAAAUGGUCGCACUUGGAAAACUGUGGCUUGGAUUUGAUAUCAAGGCUGCAAAUUGCAAUAGACGUUGCAUUAGCCUUGGAAUAUCUCCAUCAUGGUCAUACAUUCCCGGUCAUUCAUUGUGAUAUAAAGCCGAGUAAUGUGUUGCUUGAUGAGGAUAUGGUUGCCCACCUUUGUGAUUUUGGGAUAGCCAAGCUCUUUGAUGAUGGGGAGAAUAUUGUUCUUACGAAAACCUUGGGGACAAUUGGUUAUGCAGCACCAGAGUAUGGAUCAGGAGGCAGAGUGUCAACAAGUGCAGACGUUUAUAGCUAUGGCAUACUGUUGCUGGAAAUGUUCACGAGCAAGAAGCCAACAGAUGCUAUUUUCAAUGAAGAGAUGAGCUUGAAGGAGUGGGUACUUAAAGCUUUACGAGAAAAUGCAGUAGCUAAAAUUGUGGGCACUGAUUUUCUAGCAAGUGAAGAUCAGCAUUUUCAUGCAAGGGAAGAAUGUGUAUCGUCUAUCUUUGGUUUGGCAAUGAGAUGCUUGGCUGUUAUGCCCGAUGAAAGGAUUAACAUGAUGGAAACAACUGCUGCACUGCAGAGGAUUAAAGCCAAAGUUGCGGCUGACACUACAAGUCGUCAACAAUAUGCAUCGUCCAUUAUUUCAAGACGUUAG
This is a messenger RNA of Striga hermonthica, 2358 nucleotides long. NCBI's taxonomy places the organism in Eukaryota, Viridiplantae, Streptophyta, Magnoliopsida, Lamiales, Orobanchaceae. The record is from the annotation of a GenBank genome assembly.